UGGAGGCCCACGAGCAAGGACACUUGGCCCACCUUGCUGCACCAUCUGCCCUCCAGGCUGCCAGGCGGGAUGUGGAGCAGGACUUUGGAGAAGCAGUCAUGGAGGGACAGCAGGCAGAGCCCUUCUCCGUGUCUUAUCCACAGACUUGACCACAUUGUGAUGACAGUAAGGAGCAUCAAAAACACCACUAUGUUUUAUUCCAAGAUCCUGGGCAUGGAGGUCAUGACUUUCAAGGGGGACCGGAAAGCAUUGUGUUUUGGAGACCAGAAAUUUAACCUCCACGAAGUGGGAAAGGAAUUUGAACCCAAAGCCGCUCACCCAGUCCCCGGAUCCCUGGAUAUAUGUCUGAUCACAGAGGUGCCUUUGGAGGAAAUGGUCCAGCAUCUCAAGGCUUGUGAUGUCCCCAUUGAGGAGGGUCCAGUCCCCAGAACAGGGGCAAAGGGGCCCAUGAUGUCCAUCUACUUCCGAGACCCUGACAGAAACCUGAUUGAGGUGUCCAACUAUAUCUCCUCGUGAUGGAGGCUGGCUCUCCUCCACUCUGUCCCCUGCGAUGUCGCCCUCUCCCUUCCUUCCUGCAAACCCUCACCCAGGCCCAGCCUUCAAGGACUGAGGACUUGGGCACUGCACACAUCCUGCUGGGGGAUCUGAGGUGGGUUUGGGACCAACAAGUCUGAAUGUCCUCCAUCCAGUAAAUUGAUAACCUUUCAA
Camelus dromedarius (Arabian camel) is the source of this 708-nucleotide messenger RNA. RefSeq names its product glyoxalase domain containing 5 (gene GLOD5). Lineage: Eukaryota; Metazoa; Chordata; Mammalia; Artiodactyla; Camelidae. Bases 70 to 516 code for a protein of 148 amino acids. The record is from RefSeq and is a predicted model, not a curated record. The transcript has 4 exons.